AUGGAUCUCGAAGAGACGAUCAAGGCCAUCAAGCCCCUGAAGGGAGAAGUGGUCCCGAUCAGAACCAUCCAAGAGACCCGGCCACCUGAGGAUUUCACCGAUGCCUACGUCGCAGAGGUCAAUGUUAAAGCCGCUUCUAAAGUGAUUAAGGCUAUCGACGCAGCCUUCCCUCGCGAUACCACUCUCCCUGCCAUGUCGCAUCUGCGCCGAUUUUCGAAACGGACCAUGCUUCCAGAACAUCUGGCCGCAGCCAUUGAAGCUGACGGCUCAGCUCCUGCGAACAACGGCCAGACAAUCUUCGUCGUGAUACCACCUCCGUUGCCGGAAGUCGAGACCCUGCAGGCCCUACUUGCUCCCUUCGCGCCUCUACCUCGCCGUCGCAGCUCGGCUACACCUCCCGCCAACUCUCCUCGCCCAUCUUCCCCCAUCUCAGCCCCAGGCUCUCCGGAACCCCAGCCUCCCAAAAUCCGCAACAAUGUGGCCAGUGGUCUUCAACCCCGCCGCACCCCGCUCCACUGUCGCACCCCCCCUCAAAUCCUCAAUCGCGCUCUGGACUCCAUCAAGCCCCGCGCAGGAUACUACCUCUCCCUGGCGCGCAAGGUCGCCGAAGAAUCGAAGCAAUCCGGCCGUGGUCGUGGGGUCGGCGCUGUCAUCGUUGACCCCACUAUCGAGGACGAGAUCGAAAUCCAGGCCUGGGAAGACUGUACUGAUCCCAAUGAGCACUGGAUGGAUGCCGUUCUUUCUGUCGGCGGCGAUGUUCGAUAUGCACGCUCGGAGGCCGGUGCGGCAUCCCAGGCAGACAAGCACCCCGGUGUGGCCCCGAACCCUGCGUGCACGAAGUAUGACGCUGACAUUGAGGGCGGACCCGAUCUGCAUGCCCUGAUGCGUGCGACUGAGCUAGUUGCUCGCCGCCGACGUGAGGAUGGCGACCACCUUGCUCAGUAUGGAGACUCGGCCCUCCCCGUCGUUGCAUCGGACCCCCAGUUGUCCAACAAGCUUAGCCCGCUCGAAUCAUACUUCCUGUACGAAAUCAGCGGCCAUACUACAGCCACCGAACAUGAUCACACUAUCGCUCCUCCCUUGUCGCUUAAGAAGCGCAAGCACGAAGAGCCCAACCCAGAGUCCUCGACAUCUUUCUGGGCUGUUACCCCCGAAGCAACCACCCCAGUCCCAGUCGACCAAUGGGCUGACCCCAAACCAGUCAUCCCACUUGUUCCCCACAAGCCAGUCAACGGCUGGCCCAGUACCGCCCCAGUUGGUGCAUCGACUGCCACUGAACCAGUCGACCUAUGGAAUACCACCACCCCAGCCGUCCCAAAGACUACCCCCCUCCCACCCUCCUCUACAGCCCCAGGUGCUCCCGGCAUCCCAGCCCCGACCACUGCCCACGCAAACUCAUCCCCAUCCAACUCUGGAACCACAAGCCCACCCCAAACCUCCCGGAUCCGCACCCGCUCCCAGGGCGGAUACCUCUGCACCGACUUGGACAUCUACGUCUCCCACGAGCCAUGCCUGUGCUGCUCAAUGGGCAUGCUCCUUUCGCGCUUCCGCGCGGUGAUCUUCCCUCGAGCCGGACGUAUGCCUAGUGGUGGCAUUGCCUCGGAGCCUGUCGUUAAACCCACCCCCAUGGAUUACGACUCUGGUUGGGGUGCUGAGGAAAAGAUUGAUGAGGAGCCUAAGGAGGCCGCGAAGACUGAGGAUAGAUUGUACUACGGUCUGCACUGGCGCAAGGAGCUCAACUGGCGCGCGCUCGGAUUCGAGUUUGUGGAGGAUGAUGAAAAGGAGGAUGAGGGUGCUGUUUCGGGCUUGAAUGACGAUGAUGAGAACUUGAACUUCCAUGCAUAG
This is a messenger RNA of Penicillium subrubescens, 1845 nucleotides long. Its product is annotated as putative tRNA-specific adenosine-34 deaminase subunit Tad3. The coding region runs from base 1 to 1845 and encodes 614 amino acids. Lineage: Eukaryota; Fungi; Ascomycota; Eurotiomycetes; Eurotiales; Aspergillaceae. Gene Ontology annotation, molecular function: catalytic activity. The transcript is spliced from 4 exons. The record is from RefSeq and is a predicted model, not a curated record.